This is a messenger RNA of Panonychus citri (citrus red mite), 3762 nucleotides long. RefSeq names its product DEP domain-containing protein DDB_G0279099-like. The record is from RefSeq and is a predicted model, not a curated record. The coding region runs from base 1269 to 3080 and encodes 603 amino acids. Lineage: Eukaryota; Metazoa; Arthropoda; Arachnida; Trombidiformes; Tetranychidae. Gene Ontology annotation, cellular component: membrane. The transcript is spliced from 4 exons.
GAGAGAGAGAGAGAGAGAAAUAGACAAGAAGAUAAUUUAUCUUUCAAUUACUCUGUCUUUUCAUCUGUCUACAGAAACCUUAUCAUCCUUUAUCAUGAAGAUGAUAAGUUUCAUCAUCAACUCAGUUGAACUUAAAGUAACGUCAAUGUAACAAGAGGAGGAAAACCGGUAAACUGAUUUGAUUGUUUAGAUUUAUAACCAAACUUAUCUUUUUAAUUGUUUAAAGUUAAAUCAGUUGUAAUUAAAUUUGUGCUCCUCAUCAGUGAAAACAAAUCAUCGUUAAAAUCAACAACAAUUUCAGUGAGAAAAACAAUUAGUGAUCAACAAUUAAAUUUAAUGUUUUCAUUUGCAAGCAAAAGUUAACUAUCUCACUGCCCAACAAUUAAAUUGGACCAAUGACAAUUUACUGUGACAAUUUAAAUGUUCAACUUGAACGAUUGUAAUUGUAUAAUCAUGUUAAUCAAUUAAUCUUUUGAUUAAUUAUCGACAACAACUUUAAUACGUCAACUCGUUAAUCUGAAUAUCAUAAUAAUAAAAGUUUGAUUUACUAAUAGUAAACAAUAAGGAAAAAGAUAAUCAAAAAGCAACUAAUCUAACAUCUUCAUCUUCAUCCUCAUCCUCCUCAUCCUCAUCAUCCUCAUCCUCAUCAUCUUUAGCAUCCUCCUCUUGAUCCUCAUCUCAAAAAUAAACAACCAAUCAACUAGUGAAAAUCAUACAACCAUAAAUCAUUUCAGUCUGGAAUCGACUCACUAAUAUUACAAUCAUCAGAUUUUAAUACAAAACUCAACUUUUCAUCCUUCCUCAUCAUCCUCAUCAUCAUCACCAUCAUCAUCAAAAACAACAAUUGAUUAAUCUCGUUCUUGUAAAUGGCAAAAAUUGAUUACAAUUUAAAAGUGAACAUCAACAAAUCAAAUUGUUAACCAACAAAAAGAUUGACCCUCAAAAACAAACUGAACAAUCAAAUGAACUUUAAAACAGCAAAAUCAACAAUCUAACCAAUUUAAUAAAUUAAUUUCUCUCAUUAAGUCAACAAUCAAACGGAACAAUUAAGAAAAAAGGCCUUAAUUAUCAGUUGGAAAUCGAUGAAACCAAAAAGGGAUCUUUGAAUCUUCGUUCGGGACAAUACAAUCAUCGCCUUCGAGUGAGUGUUCAGUGUGUUUGUGAUUCUCUGUGUUCUGCCAAAUGACCACUUCAACUACGAUUGACCAACACCAUUGUGAUUGUUAAUUGUUGGUCGGCUUGGUCAGCCCACGAUAUGAAUAAUAUCCAUGUUUCUCAAGCGAGCGAUGAGGUAUUAUAGAGUAUGGAUCUAUUCUUGUAAUUUAGCUUUAUUCACUUCGACAUUGGUGUUUAUCAUACUCUCUCUAUGGAUCGCCAGUGAUUUUCACUUGUCGCUAUUUCCAAGUGUCACCUUUUACCAGCCAUCGUUCAUCUAUGCCUACAUGGCGCUCACCCUUCAAUCGGGUAUCCUCCAGGCAAUCGGAUGUAUGGGUGCUAAUCGCAUGAAUGAACGUCUUCUGGGACUUUAUUGGCAAAUAUUAUUAGUUUUACUAAUUGGAGAUAUUGUUGUUGGAACAAUUUGGCUCUUCCGUUAUAAUUUAUUAUUAACUAAUCUACGAUCUGAUCUCAUUUAUCGACUUGACAAUGAUUAUGGCUUUGAUACAGAUUUCCAGGAACUUUGGGAUCGAGUACAAAGUGAACAUCAAUGUUGUGGUAUUGAUACGCCUUAUGAUUACAAUGUGACCCAAUGGUUUGAACGGGAACAUGCAACUUAUGAAGGAUCACCGUUUCUUGUGCCACAAUCGUGUUGUGCCUAUCACCAAUUCCCGUUAAUUGAAACAAUCGAUGGUUCCAGAGGAGUAGAUGAAGGAUUAGGUAACAAUAAUGGAAUUGGAACAAGUCCUAGUGCCAUAAGUGAUGUAACAAUUAGUAAAGAAGAGAUUGAUUCAAGGUCUUCUACAUCCAAAUCUUUACAAGACAAUGGUGAUACUAAUGCUAUCGGUGGUGGUGGUGGUGGUGGUGGUGGUAUAAGAGGUAGAGGUAGAGGUGGAGGUGGAAAUGGUGGUGAUUCAUUUUUAACUUCUAGGACCACAAGUGCUGAUUGUAUGGAUAGUUAUAGACCCGAAAAUAUUUAUACCAAUGGUUGCUAUGCCCAGAUACUUGAAUGGUUACAAUCAAGUGUCGAUUGCCUUUCGGUUUGUGGAUUUUGUGUGAUAACUUUUCUUAAAUUGUGUUUCGCUUUCAUCUUACGUUAUGAGAUUCGUGAGAUGAUACAGAAAAUUAAUUUAAUUAAAGGCGAUAAAGAGAGAAAUGAUUCAACUGCCCUUCAAAAUUUAGAGGCUUAUCUUCCAAGGCCGUCCAUUCAGCCUGAUCAACCUCUUCUCUCCAAUCAAUCACCUCACAGCCAAAGUAAUAAUACUAAUAAUAACACUACGAAUAUUAAUAUUGAUAAUAGUAAUUCUAAUUCUAAUCCUAAUCCUACUAAUAAUAAUACUAAUUCUAAUAAUGUUAAUAAUUCAAAUAUUACUAUUACCGCCAAUAAGCGUAAUCGCAUCUCUACAACUAAUCAAUCUUCAUUUAAUAGUUCAAUUGGAAGUUAUGUAAGCUGUGGUGGUGGUGAUUCUACAACAAUUAACAUACCAAGUCGACAAUCACCUCAAUCAAUUGGUACCCUUGGUAUCACAUUUUCAUCUUCAUUAACAACAUCACCUCCAACCAAUAGAUUGAUUAUCUCAACAACAACAACAACAACAACAACAACGGUAACAACAUCAACAUCAACAUCAAAAUCACCAAUGUUAAUUAGUAAAUCAACUAAUAAACAGUCAACUAUUGUUUCUACAACAAAAACAUCACCAACAUCACCAGUAACCUUAAUUACAACGGUAACUAAUUGUUCAUCUGGAGCUGCGACUAAUAUUUUACCACCAACUUCAUCAUCAAUUGUUAAUCCAUCACAAUUGCUUGGAUUAAUUAGUUUACCAAUAACUGGUGAUAAUAAAUCUAAUAAUAACAAAAGCAAGUCUUUCAAUAAUAGUAAUAAUAAUAAUACUAAUCAAGUUGUGGUGACCAAUUUUUGAUUAACACACUUUUCCCACAAUUAGUUAAUAAUAUUCAACAACGAAAAAUGGAUUUUCAUAAUUAUCAGCUAACAGCAACUUGCAUUUAAUUGUUACCGUGACAAUUUCAAUUCAACUUGUUCAAUUAUUGUUAUUUAAUCAACUAUUUGGGAUGGAAAUCAAUUAAAUCAAUCCCUGUUUGGUGAAAGAGAGAUUGAGAGAGUGAGAGAGAAAACAAAAUUAACACUAUCAUAAUUGUGAAUGAUUUUUUCUCCAUCAUAUUAAUUGUCUUCCUUUAAUCAAAUUGAUGAAAGAUGAAAAAACCAAGGAAAAAGUGUUGACGACAAUUAAUUAUUUCCAAGAGGAAACAAUCAAUCGAUGUUAAUUGGCGACGAUGGAGAUGAUUAAGGAUCGACUUUGUUUUUUUAUGGUUGGAUAAUCAAGUUACAAUUUAAAUUAAUCAACUAACGGAAUCAAUUGAUUAUUACCAGUGAUUGUUAACAAACUCAUUCUCUCCCUUGUUUAAUUAAAUUUUUUAUCAUGAAAUCAUUUUGUAUAAAUUGUAGAGCAAAUUAAGAAAAAUUGAAAACUAAUUCUAGCUCAUUGUAUUAUUCAAAUGUUAAUUAACAAGCCUAAAGCCUUUGAACCAUUUAAUUCAAAGGAUGAUUGAAAAAAAAUCAAUAAAUUUACGAUGACAAUUAAA